AUGGGCCAAUCACAAUCCACAACAUCACAAGAGGACACAGAAUUCUCAGGAUCCAGCUCCAGAGAGCACAAGGUCGAUUUCUAUGAACUUCUUGCAAUCCCACACAAUGCACCUUUGGAUGAGAUCAGAAAAGCAUACAAGAAGAAAGCACUCGAGCUGCAUCCAGAUAAAAACUAUGGCAAUGUCGAAGCGGCGACAAAAUUAUUUGCAGAGAUACAAUCAGCAUACCAAGUCCUUUCUGAUCCCCAAGAGCGGUCCUGGUAUGAUACUCAUCGAGAUGCAUUCUUGAGCCCAAAUGGAGCGCACGGGAAAAGCGAAUACGCCCGUGACAGCCAAAUGAUAACUUCAGAUGAUAUAUUGAAGCUGUUCUCGCAAUUCAGCCCUGAUAUGGAUUUCUCAGAUGCCCCAUGUGGAUUUUACGGUGGCCUGCAAGAGGUCUUCUCCAAGAUAUCCCUCGAAGAACGAACAGCUUGUCGAUCACAAAAUAUGGAUGUCGUUGAUUACCCAAGCUUUGGGAACCAGCAGGACAGUUUCGAAGACGUCGUCAGACCGUUUUAUGCUGUCUGGAGUAGUUUUGCCACCAAAAAAUCCUUCGCUUGGCGAGAUGUGUAUCGCUACUCCGAGGCACCAGACCGCCGUGUUCGCAGACUGAUGGAGAAGGAAAACAGACGUCUCCGAGACGAAAGUAUCCGCCAAUUCAACGAGGCCGUGAGGUCACUUGUAGCAUUCGUGAAAAAGCGGGAUCCGCGGUAUAGAGCUGGCAUUCGCAGUGAAUCGCAACGACAGGAAUCCCUUCGCCAAACCGCCGUGGCACAAGCUGCCAAAUCAAGAGCGGCAAACGAGGCAAAACUCCGUGAGCACAUCACACCGGAUUGGGCGAAAUCGGAAGAGAUUGACGAUGAAGAUUCGGAUUUCUCCGAAUCCGAACCGGAGCAUUUUGAAUGCAUUGUGUGCAGGAAGGAUUUUAAAAGCUUGAACCAAUUCAACGCCCAUGAGCGUAGCAAGAAGCACAACAGAGCAGUCAAACAACUUCGAUGGGAAAUGAGAGCAGAGAGUGAUCGAUUAAACUUGGACCAAAAUGAGGCCCAGCAAGGUGAAGUACAAUCGAUGCUUGAAGAUGGCGCCGCAAGAAAUUUUUCCUCAAUCAACCGCCGUACUUCAGAAGACAAAAGCUUUAGUGGAAUAUCUGGUGGAUUUUAUCCUACUGCGGCGUCCAAUACACAAUCUCCUCGAAAUGGAGAUUGCUCCAAGCACAUGGGUGAGGACGAUUUCCCGGUUACCAGGGACGAUGAUACCGAUCAGGACUUGGACAAAACGUUCAAUGAAAGCAUAAACUUGGAGGCAAAUCCCGCCGAAGAAGCCAUCGAGAACACCAACUCGCCAUUCCAACAACGUCCUUCCGACGCCAGCGAAACAUCGCCUGUUGCACCCCCUAAAAAUAUCGGAAAAGCCAAGAAAAAGCGAGCUUGGAAGUAG
Aspergillus clavatus NRRL 1 is the source of this 1476-nucleotide messenger RNA. Its product is annotated as putative C2H2 finger domain protein. The record is from RefSeq and is a predicted model, not a curated record. Gene Ontology annotation, molecular function: nucleic acid binding; zinc ion binding. Gene Ontology annotation, cellular component: cytoplasm. The coding region runs from base 1 to 1476 and encodes 491 amino acids. The transcript is spliced from 2 exons. NCBI's taxonomy places the organism in Eukaryota, Fungi, Ascomycota, Eurotiomycetes, Eurotiales, Aspergillaceae.